AUGGCGUGUUCACCAGAAGCCGCGACGGCCAUCAGCCGCAAGAAGGCGCGCUACGCCCGCUACGCCGACACGAAGCAAUGGGGCGCAUACGCCGACGAAGUCGCGCUCCCGAACUGCACGUACGCCUUCGAGGACGUCAACGGCCUCACGCUGAACGCCGGCGGCAACAAGCUGCAGUUCGCGUCGACGGUCGAGUUCACGGCCUUCUUUGGCGCCUUCUUCGCCAAGCUGCAGACGCUGCACAACCUCGGCCCGGGCGACUUCACGCAGACGGCGCCCGACGAGGUGCGCGCCGUGUUCUCGGUCGAAGAUCAGAUCUUGGCGCCGCCGUUUGGGGCCUGGGCCGAGAUCAGGGGCGGGGGCUAUUAUUACGAGACGUGGAAGAUGGUCGAUGGGGAUUGGUUUUUGUCGGACCUGCGCAUGCGCCGGACUUACCAGAAGAUGACUUUGUUGGUGCAGGUCGCGUUUUUCUUCCAGGAGAAGCUUGGCAUCUCGAUGCUCUAG
This is a messenger RNA of Anthostomella pinea, 504 nucleotides long. The record is from the annotation of a GenBank genome assembly. NCBI's taxonomy places the organism in Eukaryota, Fungi, Ascomycota, Sordariomycetes, Xylariales, Xylariaceae.